This is a messenger RNA of Callorhinchus milii (elephant shark), 3068 nucleotides long. Its product is annotated as macrophage-expressed gene 1 protein. Gene Ontology annotation, biological process: defense response to bacterium. NCBI's taxonomy places the organism in Eukaryota, Metazoa, Chordata, Chondrichthyes, Chimaeriformes, Callorhinchidae. The record is from RefSeq and is a predicted model, not a curated record.
UUGCUGACUUACUGGAAACAGACAAAGCUCAGUAGAAAUCAAAGGUUGCAGUCAAUAAAUGACGUACGUGAUUUCCAACUGACAAAUAACAGGUGAGGAAAUAAAUGGAACAGAACGUGUAGGAGAAAAUCAGCAGAAUUACCGUCGAAAGGAAAGAAAAAAUAAAAGAUUCCCCAUCAACUAAGACGGGAGGAGCUGAGAGAAGACCAGGCCCGUACAGAAGACAGCCAUGACACUGAUAAUUGUGGCUGCGGGUUUAUUUCUUCUUUCCUGUCCGGAGUUCGGUGUUGAGGGGUCCAGCCUGAAAACGACAUCAGAAAAUGGACUGUACGAAUGUAAACUAAUUCAUUCCAUCCCGGUACUUGAGGUCGUUCCCGGCGGAGGAUGGGACAACCUCAGGAACAUCGAUAUGGGCCGAAUAAUGGACAUCAGCUACCAUCAGUGCAAAACUACAGAGGAUGGGGCUUACCUCAUCGCAGAUGAGAUCUUCGUGAUCCAAAAACACAGUGGUUUGGAUAUCCACUCGGAGAUCAUCGAAAACUGGAAGUACUAUAAAAGCACCACCGCAUCAUCCAUUAACGCAGAAGUAUCCUUCUUCUCCUUCCUCAAUGGCAAGUUCUCCAAAAAUACCCAGAGGGUCAGAAUUCAUGAAAUGAAUGACAAGACUUUCACGGCUCGGACUCAGGUCAGGAAUUUCGUGUACAAAGUGAAGUCCUCAGUCUCUUUCAAACUGGAUUCCAGGUUCAAGCAGCAUCUGUUGGCGAUUGGAAGCCACAUGGAGAACAACCGCAGCAGUGCUGCCAGGUACGAAUCAGAAAUGCUAAUUGUAAACUAUGGCACGCACGUCCUCACCCAACUGAACGCUGGUGCUAACUUGCUGCAGGAAGAUGAGGUUAAACAGUCAUUUCUGUCGGAGACCACAAAGUCCGCAGUCACCACCGCCAUCGCCUCUUCGUUUUUUAAAACGUUGAAAUCUCAGACAUCCUCCACGGUCACAGAAGAAUUCAUGAAGAAAUAUGCGACUUACAGAACCCACUCACGGAUAGAGAGCAAUGGCGGAACCCCAUACUAUCCCGGGAUGACCCUGCAGAUGUGGCAGGAUUCCAUUGAGAACCAUCUGAUUGCCAUCGACAGAUCCGGGCUGCCCCUGCACGUCUUAAUCAACCAACACACCCUGCCAGACCUGCCGUCGCCCACCGUCGCCAGGAUUUCCCAAGCCGUGGAGAAGGCCAUCAACAUGUACUACAUGGUCAACACUCACCCCGGCUGUGUCGACAUGAACUCCCCCAACUUCGAUUAUCAGGCCAAUCUUGACGAUCACUCAUGUGAGAGCCCGAACACGAACUUCACAUUCGGUGGGGUGUACCAGGAGUGCGUGGCUGUGUUUGGGGCCAAUGCCCAGUCUAUGUGCCCUGCCCUGGAACAGAAAAACCCGCUGACCGGUGGAUUGAGCUGCCCGCCGCAGUACACUGCCGUGCAACUCAGCACCCAAUUCAGAGAUCAGGGUUACUAUCAGAAUGAGUGUCACAGGAAAUGCCACGUUUUCUGUAAGAAGAAGUGCCACAACGUUUACCACGUGAGGAGAGUGCGCUUCACCACCUAUUGGUGUGCAGCCACUGGGUCAGUCCCCUAUACCUCCGGGCUCCUGUUUGGUGGUCUCUACACCACCAAAAGCAAGAACCCGCUCACCAACUUUCCAUCCUGCCCCCUCACUUUCUACGCGCUCUCACUUUUCGACAAUAUGAAGGUGUGUGUGAGCAACGACUUCGAGCUGGGCUUCCGUUCCUCGGUGCCUUUCGGGGGCUUUAUCAGCUGUGAAAGCGGGAAUCCGCUGGCGGACACCGCCGCAAGCAACCCCUCACUGCAGAGCUCUGUGCCGACCAACCCGAGCGGUUACAGCAAGAGCUGCCCUCGAGGCUUCAGCCAACACGUGGCCGACAUCAUCCAGUCCUGCCAGGUCCUCUACUGUGUCAAAUCCGGUGCUUUUACUGGGGGGGAGCUUCUCCCUAUCCGCCUGCCCCCAUUUUCCACCCAGCCCCUCCAGGCCGUGGGGCUGCCCAGCACUGAAAACUACACCAUGCAGUGGAUGGACGAGACCCAAGUCCCGACCCAGGGUCAGGGAGCAGGGUACACACGCACAGCCGGUUCAGAGAGACAUGAAUGAAAGGAGCAGUGAUAUUUCCGUGAAGCAGUGGCGGUGGGCAUCGCGGUUGCCAUUGCGGUCGCUAUUCUGAUUUUGAUCGGCUUUGUAAUUUACUGAAUCAAACAUUCCUGAGCACUGGGCUGAUCACACUCCAGCGCAAGCUACUGGACAACAGAGGAUGGGAGACUCAUUCCCAGCUACCAGCCUGCCGGAUCCCGAAAUAAUGAUGAUAAUAGUAAUAAUAAUAAUCAUGAAAUUAAUAAUAAUAAUGCUUGCAUGCAACAUAUCGUUGACAUGUCUGAAAGCGCUUCACAGAAUUUAAUGUAAAGUGUGGUGACUGCGGAUUUUGUGGGAGAUAAAUGCAGCCACUUGAGGAAAGGAGUAUCCCAUAAACAGUUGUGGAUUGAGUAACCAAAAGUUUUGGACGAAUUAUUAAUCCCAGGAAGCCAAUCGUCCAACAACCUUGUUUCUAGUUACAGCAAGUGAUUUACAGCAAGGUAAACAAACAAGUGUGGAGAAAGGCAACUUGAGUAAUGUUAGACCCAGGAGGGAGUUUAACCCGGGUCUUAACAGGUUAAAUAUGUUUCCAAAAGUAUAUUAAUAAUACCACCAAAAGAGUAAAAAAUAAUUUACACAAUAUCCAGAGAGUGUGGAAAGAUGUGGUUACUGCAUUCAGCUUGAUAACCACAAUUCUCCCCAGCUACUACCCUAUCACUUCAUCAUGCCAGAAACACACCAGAAUUCGUUUUACUGAUUCUCACGCGAAGAAAAUAAGACCAUUUAAUAAGCCUAUAUCUUAAGUAAUUGAAUUGCUUGUCCGGGUAACUUUUUGUAAAUUCUCAGCGGUUUGAGACGCCCACCCGACAUGAAUGUAAUUUUGUUGUUGUUGUGGAACAUUAAUCAUGUUAAUAAAGCUUAUAUUUGA